UUUAAGAGAUAUAUUUUAUGUUCCGUCUCAGUGCGGAACUAUUCUAAGGUGUUUGCUACGGACCUUUAAUAGUUGCACAAUGGCUUCCACGCGAUGUGGUGUGACACCACUGUGAGCUGUGUGCACGUUCGAGUGUGAGACAGACUAGUGUACAUGUUACCUGCAUUUGCGGCAAUUUAUUGCUUUCGACUGAGUUUAAACUUUGCGUUAUACACGUUAGACAGCUAGUGGCUAUUGGCAGCUUGUUGUUAUCUAACUGCUGAGUAAUUCGGGAAACAUUUAAUUAACAGAAUCGGGACAAAAGAAACCUCUGUCGGUGCCAUGGAAGCAGUGGUGGAGGAAACUGCUGAGAAGGGGGCAGAUGUGGCCAUAAAGGGUGAAGCGGCAAUCAAACAGGAAUUCCGUACCACCAAAGAGAAAUUUCACGAGCGUUUAGACUCUGAGUGGCAAAACUCCAAGGGGAACGAGGCCGGCGAAAAUGACUUGGUUGAUGAGACAUCUGUGGUGGAACCUGAUCCUAAAAAGCUCAAGCUGGAGCCUGAUGACAGCAAGAGCACAGGCAAGCCGGAUGGUAAGCGACUUCGAGGUCAGAACAAGUCCAGGCCACACACGAAGCCGACCACCUAUGAAGAGAAUCGACUUUGUCUCUCUGUCAUUCAGAAAAACAAGGAAUGCAUCUAUGGAUCCAAAUGCCACUUUAUUCAUGAUGUUGCGGAGUACAUGGCCUCUAAGCCUGCUGACAUAGGGGAAAGCUGUUACCUCUACGAUACGUUUGGAAAGUGUGGAUUUGGGCUGGCCUGCCGUUUUGCCAAGGCGCACACAACGCCCGACUUCAAGACCAUGGAGAAGGCAGAUCUGGUUAAAGAAAAUGAAGGCCGGACCGUGGUGAAGAACAGUUUGAAUAAAGAUCUCCAGAAUCGCCUCAGGAAGCGUUCGGUGGCCUUCAAAAAGUCAGCCGAGUACCUGAAGACGCUUUCCAGCAGCAAAGAUGAAACUGCUCAGCAAAAGAAUGGUGAUGUUUGCAAAGCGGAAACAUCUUCAGAUCCAAAAGAAAAAAAGCAAGUUUCAGCUGGAGCAGAGGCCAGCCCAGGUGGACAGCCUCCUGUGAAGACUGUGGGCCCACUGACUGAUGCCGAUGUCAUCAAGCUGCGGCCCUGCGAAAAGAAGCAGGUGGACUUCCGUGACAAGCUCUACCUUGCUCCUCUAACAACUUGUGGGAACCUGCCCUUCCGCCGCGUGUGCAAGCGCUUCGGCGUGGACGUCACCUGUGGGGAGAUGGCCAUGUGCACCAACCUGCUGCAAGGCCAGCAGUCAGAGUGGGCCCUCCUGAAGAGGCACGAGAGCGAGGACCUUUUUGGUGUCCAGGUCGAGGGCUGUUUCCCUGACACCAUGACCAGGUGUGCAGAGCUCAUCAACAGCUACACAGACGUCGAUUUUGUGGACAUCAACUCUGGAUGCCCCAUUGAUCUUGUUUAUAAGAAGGGUGGAGGUUGUGGUUUGAUGACACGAACCAGAAAAUUUGAACAGAUUGUCAAAGGAAUGAAUUACGUCCUUGAUGUUCCUUUAACGGUCAAGAUCCGGACUGGCGUUCAGGAAAAGUCUAACGUAGCACAUAAACUCAUCCCAGAGAUGAAGAAUUGGGGUGUCUCCAUGAUCACUCUCCAUGGGAGGUCCAGGGAGCAGCGCUACACAAAGUUAGCAGACUGGGACUAUAUCAACACAUGUGCUAAGCUAGCAAAUCCUGUGCCGCUGUUUGGAAAUGGAGACAUUCUAUCCUAUGAAGAUGCCAUGAAAGCAAGAGAGACCGGUGUUUCAGGCAUCAUGAUAGCAAGGGGUGCUCUGAUCAAGCCCUGGAUAUUUACAGAGAUAAAGGAGAGCAGACACUGGGACAUCUCCUCCACUGAGCGACUCGACAUCCUCAAGGAUUUCACCAACUUUGGCCUGGAGCACUGGGGCUCCGACACUCGAGGUGUGGAGAAAACCCGCACCUUCAUGCUGGAGUGGCUGUCCUUCAUGUGCAGAUAUAUUCCAGUGGGGCUGUUAGAGAGGGUGCCUCAGAAGAUCAAUGAGAGACCUCCAUAUUACAUGGGCAGAAACUACCUGGAAUCACUAAUGGCCAGUCAGAACGUGGGGGACUGGGUGAGGAUAAGUGAAAUGCUGCUUGGACCUGUUCCGAAGAACUUCAACUUUUUACCCAAGCACAAAGCAAAUUCCUACAAGUGAUUUUGCAUGGCAGCUUGAAACAUCCUUUUUUCUUUAUGGCCACCUAACAAGAUCAAGGAGUGAAGAUUUUUUGUGUUAUAAAUUAAACAAGCUGUUAAAAGUCAUUAAAGGUUGCAGUGGAAAAAUGGUUGUUUGUGAACUUGAAAACCAAAAAUAUAGCGGUUUUUACUGCAGGAAAGGUGGCAAGAAAUUCACUAUCUUACCCAUGUAUUUUUUCUGUCUAAUGAUUAUUUUGAAUGUUUGUGUGUAUCCAAACUUUCAAUUGUUAAUGUACAAGAAAUCAAGUCUUCUUAAAUAACUUAAAUCUACUCAAAUGCAGUCUGAGGCACAUCGUGGAGUUGUUCACUUUUAAAAUGCAAAAAGGGCCUGUGAGAGUACAUUUAUUUUUCUUUUUUGGUGCUGGUUUAGGUUAUUUAUGUUUUAAUAUGACAGGAUAUUGUAUUUCACCCCGACAUAUUAAAGUACAUGGAAGGGGAAACAUUAGUUUUCCAUGACGAAAUAUACCAGACUCUGUUUUAAGUAGUAUGUAGCCUCUUUUAAAAAAUGUUUUUAAGGAAAUAUUUGAAAAAUGACUAAACAUUUCACAACACGGUCAGAA
Molecule: messenger RNA, 2821 nt
Organism: Menidia menidia (Atlantic silverside)
Lineage: Eukaryota; Metazoa; Chordata; Actinopteri; Atheriniformes; Atherinopsidae
Source: the annotation of a GenBank genome assembly